CUCCAUGAAAGUAUUCGAAACAGUUGUAUGGCUGCCUGGAUACAUGGAAGUACCGGUAUACAUACUGAGGCUCCGAGUCUAUGCUACUCUCUGAUUUCGUUUCAUGUAGUCUAGUUGGAGGCUGGAGACUGCCAUCUCUGGCAAAACACUCAAUCGAGUGACAGUCGAGUCGAGUCUCUGGUCGGUAUCGUCGAUUCGAUUCGAUUCGAUUCGAUUCUAUUGGAUUCGAAUCAAUUCGACUUCCCCUGAGAGGCGGAAGGCAGACAGACCGCGCGGAGUUCUCUUUGUUGAAUGUGUUCGAGACGACGAUGGCUCCUCCGAAAAAGUUCUCCACCGACGAGGACGUCCCAUACAGUAGCAUCCGUCGUUCAUCACCUCAAUCACAGUCGCUCUCUCUUGUCGUACUCGUACACGUAUGCUCUAUGACAGUUGCAGUUGAGCCAUGAACUCUCGCAGUAGUCACCCUCCGACGUUGCGUAUCAAGCGGCUCUUGUCCGAGUUGACGAGCAGCCAAAAGUCAGAAUCGCGAGUCGUUGCCAUUGUCUCGGAGCUCAUCGAUUACUUCGCGCAGUCGCAUCUACUCGCUUUGACGCCUAGCUAUCUCUAUCUGACUGGAAAGCCAAAGACAGGAGCUACACCAUUGCAUCUCUUCUUGGACCAAGGACGCGUGGACAAUGCCGACUUCUUGGAGGAGUUUUGUCGGCGUCUUUCGUGGAACGUCUUUUGCAAGUUGCUCGCCACUGUCGACACGGACGGAAACCUUCCCAUUCACUACGCGUGUCGUUACUGCUCGGCACCCGUCAUUGACUUCCUCUUCCAGCAGCAACCAAAUCUUUUGAUGCACCAAGGCACGUCGAGCCAAUUCGAGAUGCCAUUUGUGGAAGCCAUGAAACGACUGCGCCACCAAGUGCCCGUGACGACGCUUCGAAAGAUGCUACAAGUUUGCCCUGGAGCCGCUGUGGAUGCCUCCAUCUUGCCCUACGCCAUCUACAACUCAUUUCCUGUUGACCUUUUGGACGCGAUUGCCAACGAAUUCCCCACCACCAACUUCUUCAAGUUGGACCUCCCAGGCAAUGGUUGUUUCACACCAGUUACGCUGGAUCUUUCCCGAGUCCUUUGCAAGGUCCUACCGAAGGUGUCGAUCUUACAUCUCAAGGUGAAUGAUUGGGAGUCGGUGGCAUUCAACCUGUUCGCACAAACACUCGGAACCCAGGCACAUGACACCAUUGCGGAAAUUGCCUAUCUUACUCUACCUUCGCGGACUGGUCGCGAAGACAUAUACCGAUGCAUUGAAAACCUCGUGGUAUCACUUGCGCCCAACACAAGUCUCAAAAGAGCGCAUCUUUUCACCGUUGAUCAACUCUCUGUACUCCCUUGGGCGUGCAUUUUGGAUCGUUGUUUUCACGCGGUCGACGGUGCAUAUGCCAACCGUGAGAAUGUGGUCAUCAGAGAAGCGAGACCCCGGGAAACCUUCGGUGGAUUCUGGGAGUACUCCCUUCGUCCAUGUGCAACAAACCAACAGUCGUCAUUGCAUCUAAACUUCCAACGCUUCAACAGUCCUUGGGACAACGAUACCCAGGAGGGUAUUCAAAUCUUCCUCAGCGCCAAAGGAUUCCAAUCCCUGACGUCUUUGAUUCUUCACUCUGGGCGCCGGGUCGCCCCGCCACAGAAACAUGACAUCACUGGGCUUGCACUCGCCGCUCUACAAGAGUUGCCGCGACUACGAGAGCUACGAUUGUUUGGAUUUGAGAUUGACUACAAACUGUUGUUCGAUGCUCUCAGGGAGAACUCCCAGCUUCAAGUAUUCAACACGUUCCACUACAAAAGACCCAGUGACACCAACGAGCCAUACGAAGCAUGCAUCGAAACGUUGAAGCUCAACACAACUUUGAUCGAAUGUGAUCCCUUUGGUAGCAGCACCGGGAGCAGGGUCCACUACUACUUGCACUUGAACCGCAUGGGAAGAUCCCGCGUCCGAAACAGUGACAUCAUCCCGACCGAAGUCUGGAUUCAAUUGUUGCUGGCUGUGGAGUCGGACGAAUACUUAUCCGCACAGGAAGAGAGAGUUCGCCAGAGUCUUUGGUGCGGUUUGAUGCGCGAAAAUCCAGGCCUCUGGUGUCACGGUACUGGCCGCGUUGUCCGGGAGCACAUCAGCAUCCUUUCAGGUCGCAGGUUGGAUCCGUACAGUCGUCACACAAGAACUCUAGAUUGGAUGGUUCCGCCUCCUUCCGGCUUUGCGAGCCCUUUGCGUCGUCCCAAGCCUCGCCGCAGCCGACGUCUCAAGCAGAAGGAAAAGCUCCCCUAAACCAAAGAGAAAGAACCGACACCAACCCUCGCCUUUCCGAAGGUUGCAGAAAACUUCUGUUGUCGUCGAGUUGGCGGUGUCGAGAUAGUCAGGCUUGGAUCGUCCCGUAUAUUGCUGAAUUGGCCCAAGCAGGCGGUGAAGAGGCCGAUAGCGUGUAAACAUAUUGUCGUUUGGAAGCAGCGUCGGCGCCUAUAAAGCUGUAGAUAGUUAGCUAUUUGUUCAAAUCAAAGGAUCUGUUUUGACGUC
This is a messenger RNA of Seminavis robusta, 2551 nucleotides long. NCBI's taxonomy places the organism in Eukaryota, Bacillariophyta, Bacillariophyceae, Naviculales, Naviculaceae. The record is from the annotation of a GenBank genome assembly.